This is a messenger RNA of Seminavis robusta, 4222 nucleotides long. The record is from the annotation of a GenBank genome assembly. NCBI's taxonomy places the organism in Eukaryota, Bacillariophyta, Bacillariophyceae, Naviculales, Naviculaceae.
GUGGAAACAAGCGGAUGUCGAGGAAAGCCACACAAAACACAAAAGACGGAGGUGACAACCCUUGCGAGAAAGAUCUUCAUCUUGGCCAACAUUGGAGCCACUGAUAUUUGGUUGCUUAUAUUAGACUACAUGUACCUGAUUGGGCUUGCAAGACUCUGAAGAGCAAGAUUCCUAUACGAAUAGGCACCAUAUUUGGCUCUUGGAAGAGGUACACAUUUUUUUUGUCGCUCUCGAGCAACCCAUUUCGAAAAUGACUUAUCCCAAGGCUACCGUGAUGGCUGCCCUCAUCCUGGCAUGUUCUGCCGUACAAGGAUUCCAGCCCAUUGCACCUAAUAAUGCUCGGAUGACCGUGUCGACGCCGUCUGCUUUUGGAUUGACACCCAAUGACGAUCACUACCGCCGGCAGUUGCCUCUCACAAUUCUAUUUGGGAAGAAGGCUGCCCGCAAGAACAAGGGCGGAGGCGGGAAAGGUGGAGGCGGAAAAGGCGGCGGUGGGAAAGGUGGAGGCGGCAAGGGACAACCCCGUCAAGAAAAACAAUCCGUUCAAGAUCAGCGCUUUGAUGCUGCGACUCGACAAUUCAUGUUUACCAUGGUUGGAUUGACGAAAAUGCUACCCGACAAGUCCAAGAAUAUUCUGAAGAAUAUCAACCUUUCCUUUUAUCCAGGUGCAAAGAUUGGAGUGGUUGGUCUGAACGGGAGUGGAAAGUCAACUCUUCUCAAAAUCAUGGCCGGUAUAGACAAAGAAUUUGAUGGUACGGCUCGUCCCUUACCAGGUGCAUCCAUUGGAUACCUAUCUCAGGAGCCAGAACUAGAAUUUGAAACCGUCCAAGAAUGCGUCGACGAUGCCGUCAAGUCAUCUCAAGCUGUUCUUGACGAGUACAAUGAACAAUCUCUCAAGCUGGCCGAUCCCAAUAUCGAUGACGAGGCAAUGAAUGCCGCAAUGGCUCGCAUGGAAAAACUCAACGAUCAGAUUGAAGCCGGUGACCUAUGGGAUCUGGAUCGGGUCGUGUCCAGAGCCAUGGAUGCUCUCCGAGUUCCGCCAGGAGAUGCCAAAACUGCCGUGCUGAGUGGAGGAGAAAAGCGCCGAGUGGCGCUUUGUCGGUUGCUGUUGUCCAAUCAUGAUAUGUUGUUGCUGGACGAACCCACCAAUCAUCUCGAUGCUGAAUCGAUUCAAUGGUUGGAAAUGUUCUUGGCACAGUUCAAAGGAACUGUGGUGUGCAUCACUCACGACAGAUACUUCUUGGAGAAUGUUGCGGAGUGGAUUUUGGAAUUGGAUCGCGGAGAAGGUAUCCCUCACAAGGGCAACUACUCCAGUUGGUUGGAAGCCAAGAACAAACGGCUCGCCGAAGAAAAGAAGGAAUCUACUGCUGCUGCCAAGGCUGUUGCUGCCGAAUUGGAAUGGAUUCGGUCAAAUCCCAAAGCCAAGGGAAACAAGAGCAAGGCACGCCUCAACCGAUACGACGAGCUAUUGGCUGCUGCGGCACCCCAAGAAUUACGCAAUGCUGGACAAAUCUACAUUCCUCCUGGACCCAGAUUGGGAGAUAAGGUCGUGGACAUACAAAAUCUGCGCAAAUCCUUUGAUGACCGCCUGCUGAUUGAUGACUUGAGCUUUGAAAUGCCCAAGGCGGGCAUUGUGGGCGUCAUUGGACCCAAUGGAGCCGGCAAAUCAACCUUGAUCAAGAUGCUUUUGGGCAAAGAGUCUGCGGACAGUGGUGUCAUCGACAUUGGUGACUCCGUCAAAAUUGUCUCGGUGGGUCAAGAGAGAAUGGAUGAACUUCAGGCGGACAAAACAGUUUUUGAUGAAAUCAGUGGAGGCCUAGAAGAGUUGGAAUUAGGCACCGCAUCAAUCCUGUCCCGCGCCUACCUCAGUUGGUUUGGUUUCAAGGGAGGACAACAGCAAGCCAUGGUUGGUAAUUUGAGUGGUGGAGAACGGAACCGGGUCCAGUUGGCAAAGAUUCUAAAGGCCGGUGGUAACUUUAUCAUCUUAGAUGAGCCGUCGAAUGAUCUAGAUGUGGAAGUGUUGCGGGCACUAGAGGAAGCUUUGUUGCAUUUUGCUGGAUGUGCCAUGGUGGUUUCUCACGAUCGAUACUUCCUGGAUCGGGUAGCAACACAUAUACUAGCUUGCGAGGGAGACAGCAAAUGGUUCUUCUUCCCCGGUAAUUAUCAGGAGUACGAAGAAAAUCGGUUGCAGCGUUUAGGGCAGACCAGCAUCAAGCGCAUUACCUACGCACCAUUGAUCAAUGCCUAGGUUUAAGAGAGUUGGGCAAGCUAGACUAAACUGAUAAUGUCGGAUCAGAGAGUCUCCUUUUCAGACGCAGUUGUUGUAGCACUCCUAAUAUGACACUGGGAUAGGGAGGGAAACACUGGUAGCAACUCUAAGCAAAACUGAUCGGCCGAGAGACAGACAGCGUUUCUCCUUCCUUUCCUUUACACACCAUCUUGGUCCGACUCGAAUCGGGUGGGAGAGAGCUGUAUCAAGCUCGUCGCAUACGCACCAGCGACAGGGUGUAGCGAAAUGAGAUACGUAUGAUUCAGAGUGGAAGCGAAACUAAACGGAAAAACUUGCCAAACCUACAUCAUCUAUUUACACAUUUUGCCUAGUGCUUGUGCAAGACUACCACCUUUCCGUAGCUCCUCUGUACAAACACUUGCUAGCAACUAGCUACAUCACCUCACCUACGUACUCCAGCAGCCGUCGCAGCAGGCUUGGAGGGCACAAGGAGGCGGUGCGUGGUGGUAGCAAUGCGUUCCUUGACCAUCAUGAGGAGGGCACUCUUGAGGACCGUAUGCAACAGUUGCACGGAACAUCCCUUGUACCAUCCCUUGACCAUCCCAUUCGAUCGAUAGCUCUCGAUCAAAGUUGCCAGCAUACUGCUACGGUGGGUGACCAUGAUCAUCACCUUGGCUCGAAUGAGUGGGUAGGUGGCCAUGGUGGCACAAAACUUGGCAAACAAUCCAAGUAAGAAGGCUUCCGUCAUGGACAAGUUGGACUUGGUUGUGCGUCGCAAUAGAUUUGAUUUGGCCAUGUCAAAUACCGUGUAGUGGAUCGAUGGAUUGCUACACAAAAGCAAGGAUGGAUAGAGGCCUUUCCAGAGAGGCGGUAGGUCCGAAAGAGACUCCAUCGAGUACGAUUUGCGUAGCUGCUUUGGUUGGCGUUUUGGUUCUUCUCUUUGCCCCCCACUAGUCUGCUUGGCAAACAGAAUUGUUUGCUUUUUAGAAGGAAUUGAUCCUUGUUCUGGUGCCCUUGCUGAUGUGGUUCUGACUGUGACGGUCAAGUUUCCCUUACGAAAGCUCCCACAUGCCGAACCGUUGUCCUGUUCUUCCUGCUUUUCUUCGUCAUCAAAACUAGACUGAUUGCUGUGUGGUCGGGGUGCUUCAGAACAUGAAUCAUAAAAGACUUCCCCAUCGAUCUGGGCUCUGGCUGGGUUUGGCUGUUUUUCAAGUUCUCUCCAGACCUGAUCCAUCCUGAAUUGCUGUGCUUGUAGGUGUUUUUGUUUUAAGUGAUCCUCUUCAUCAGCAGAACAGGAUGAAUCGCUCUCUUCUUGUUGCGUCUCAUCGACUGCAGUACUGCAAUCAUCGUCGUCAUGGGAUGCCUGGCUCUUGGACGCCAAGACGUCCAACGGCAGAGUGAUAAGGGUGUUCAGCAUGGCCGCAAUGGCCGAGAGCGACAGCCGUACCGCGGGAGACAUGGGCUUCUUUUGGUUGCCUUGAGUCCACCAACUGACAAUAAAAGAGUAGAGAUAGAAGUAACAGAAACUCGACGAUGCCGCAUGGAGGGUUUUGAUGGGAAGUCCGCGAAAAAAACUUGAUGAUCCCUUGUCCACCACUCCGGCUUGUAACUUGGUUUUCAGUACGUCAAUCGGAUAGAACGUCCAUAGUGAAACCAAUGUGGCAACGACCCCCGCCAAAGCAUCGGCAAGGGCCUUGCGCCGUCUUCGUUGCAACUCGGUAGAUUGUGGUUGUGACGACAUGGUCGAUUCGAAUGAUUCCUUCCAGAAAUUGCUCUUUACAACAGCGCUCCGACGAAACCCGUCUCUUCGUCCCAAUGGCUACCGUAUCUCUCUUGCCAGCAACAGACCAAGUGCUACCAUGCGGGACGACCAAUCAGCAGCAAACAGGUCAGCGCUGUGGCCUGGAAGUGAGUGUGUGAGUUUGCGUUGCGUGUUGCGUCGUGGCUGCAGGUUCGGGUGUUUUCUGUUCAAUUCCUGAACCCUAUUGUACC